AUGUCUGAACAAGUAACCAUCUCACCCAUCGAUAACAAACCUUUUGUUGCCGUGCCAUUGGCCACUAGCGAACAAGUCGAAGAUAUAAUAGAACGUUCAAAGAAAGCUUUUCUGUCAUGGAAGAGGGUUCCUGUCAGAGAACGCGCAACAAUCGUUUCAAAAUUCGUGGACGCGUUUGUUGCCAAGAAAGCGGAGAUCGCAAAAGAGUUGACAAUGCAGAUGGGCAGGCCCAUUAGGUAUACCGAGGGUGAAAUUAACGGUACAGCUGAGAGAGCCAAGUACAUGGUGUCUAUCGCAGAAGAGAGUCUCAAGGAUGUGGAAAUCGAGGAUUCCAGUAAACCAGGUUUUCGGAGAUUUAUUCGAAAAGAGCCAUUAGGUCCAGUUCUCAUCAUCGCAGCUUGGAAUUAUCCUUAUCUAAUCUCCGUUAACGGCGUG
This is a messenger RNA of Acaulospora morrowiae, 435 nucleotides long. NCBI's taxonomy places the organism in Eukaryota, Fungi, Glomeromycota, Glomeromycetes, Diversisporales, Acaulosporaceae. The record is from the annotation of a GenBank genome assembly.